CUGUGUCCUUAGUUGGAUCUUUCAAAGUCGUAUUUGUGGUGGUGAUCCAUGUUUGCAAAGCCAUUCUGUGUUAAUAAUUAAAUUAAAGGUUAAGGCUGUCUCAGAAGUGUGGCUAAUUUGUCUUUUGGUCGUAACACCACCUCUCUUGUUUUUAUCUCCUCAGUUUGAAGGUGAGAGGGCUGGGCACUUGGGAAGGGACGACAUUGCUUCAACCCAACAAGGAUUUUUUUCCAACCUCUGCUUUCCCCCCUUCCCCUUCCCCUCCAUUCCACUUCCUUCUUCCUACCUGACAUCUGCACAGUUCUCCAGUACCUGCCUAUACCUGCGAGUGAGAACAUCCUGUCCCACUCAAGCCCCCCUUGUUCCCUAAAUCACCAAUGGAUCAGAGGACACAGGGGGGGCCCUCUACGCCGCCCCCGCUCCCUGCCAACGCCCCUCCAGCAGAAAGCGAGAAAGAGGGAGUAGGAGGAAAGAAGGACGAUGAAGAGGAAAAGAAAAAGCGAGAGAAACCAAGAGAUGGGGCACAAAGUGAAACUUGUGGUGCUGAAAGUGGGACUAGUGACCAGCAGCAGCAACCCACACAGUUCUCGGUCAAAGAAACCAGUUACUCUGAGGGCAAUGUCAAGCUCAAGAUAGGCCUACAGGCCAAGCGCAUGAAGAAGCCUCCUAAGAUACUGGAGAACUAUGUGUGUCGUCCAGCCUUCCGAGCCACUGUAAGGCAUAGUGGAGGACGAGGUGGAGGCCGUGUUAAUCGUGGGGCCGGAGCCAAUGAUGGGAGCAGCCACACUUCUAGCCCAAGUCGUGGAAAAGAAGGAGAGAAAAGCCCCUCUGUCAGCCGAGGAGCACCUCUAUCAUCUAGUGCUCUUGCUGCUGCAUCUCCCUCACCUUCUCUUCCUCCUCCCGUUUCCACCAGCCCAGUCACUCCUGUGAAUGGAAGUGCUCCAGCAAAAAGGGCUCCUCCAAAACAUGCCUGUAAGUCUGAGGGAAAGGCUGAUGCAAAAUCUGUUGCUUCUUCAGAGAGACCCCUUAAUCUUCAUCGCCCCACGACAGAAAGCAAAUCACCCUCCUCUGGAAAGAAAAACCAUGUUCCACAAACCAACUCUGCUCCUGCCCCAUCGCCACCGACAAUGCCCCCACCUGCCACAUCGCAACAGGACCCCAAAACAGAUGGUAUCUUAACUCCUCAGUACAAUUUUCCUGAGGGGCAGAAAGAACAAGAAAGGGGAAUUUCUGCCUGGGGUACUCCUACAGUAACUGAGAAGCUUGCUCAGCUCAUAGCUACAUGCCCGCCUUCAAAGUGCCCUAAGCCAAAAGCCCGGAAGGUGUCACCAGCUCCAGCACACAGUAGCUCACCUCCCUUAAUUUCUAAUCUGCAGCGCCCCGAACGGGCUAUGGCCAAUAGGAACACCUAUUCCAGGGCGGUGCACCUUGCCCCACCACCACCGGUUUCACGGCCCCCAGGUCGCCCUUAUGGGUCCAAAAAUAAGGACAGUAUCCUGGAGAAAUUUUCUGGCACCUCUAGAAUAGACGAAUCAGAUGGAUUUUCAAAAGGGGCCACCAGUAGCAACAGCAGCACAACCACCACCACCACUAGUACUGCACUGUCUCAAAACAAUAGUCGCUUGACAACGUCAUCCACAAGUAAUAGCACUGACAACAGUACCACCAAUGGAAUGAAAUCUCAGUCUCAUCUUGGGCAUUGCCCAUCUCAUUCUUCCUUCACGGCUUCUCUUUCAUCACCACCAUCUUCCUCUUCUUCAUCCUCCUCCUUAGAAAGAAUAGGAAGUACAGGCUGUCACAUGGGUUUGCCAGGCUCACUAGCCUCACGGCCUAGAGCAAGCCCCUCCCAAAUAGAGGAGUUUACUGAGAAAGACAAAGAGCGUGACCGAGACAAAGACACGGACAGUCCCAGAGAUUUAAGUAAGGGCUCCACACUAGCAAUGCCAGGGAAGCAAGAUGCUAAAGAAAGGUGUUCUUUGUCAGCUCCUCGAAGUGAGCUGGGUAAGAGCUCAAGCCCAGUCAAACGUAGUCCCAAUCAGGAAAGUCGUGUUAGUGGGGUACCAAGUCCUGCUGAGUCCACCAAAUGCACUAUUUCACCUUCAUACCCUUCUGGAGCCAGCAGGAGCCCACCACCACUGUGCGAUGACACUGGGGCUCUAUCUCCUGCAUCACCAACUGAGCAGGAUUCCAAGCCUCUUAAGAAGCGGCGAGGACGACGGCCUCGCUGGACGAAGGCAGUGAGUCGCACCCACAAGACUUUACAUGAGGCUGCUUCUAACCAUCAGAAACCAAUGCCAUCAGGGCUUUCCUCCUCAUCCCCUACUCGGCAACCUGUGGAACGGACUCCCACUGGUAAUUGCAUGUCCCCUGUUGAUUCAGAAUUUUUUGAUUCUUCACCCAAGAAGAGGGGACGGCCCAAGUCCAAAAUGCCUCGGUUAGAUGCACCAGCACGUGGCCGCACCCCAAACAAACUGGUACCCUCAAAAGUCUACUCCAGUCUGCUCAAAUCUAAAGAAGAGCAGGAUCCCCCUGUUUUGCACCCUGAAGUGGACUUUAAUCCACCUAAACCCAUGCAAAGAAAGCGAGGGCGACCGAAGCGCUCACCACCAAACCUUCCACAAGAAACCCAGCCCCCAACACUUGCUCCUGAGUCAGGGGAUACUUCAGUAGGUGAAAAACCUUUCCGUAAUAAGGGCAACGGGCAGCUCAUUAUGAAGACGAUUAUAGGCAAAAUUAAUAAAAUGAAGACAGUAAAACGGAAGAGGCUCCUGAGCCAGAUACUGUUAGGGCCGAAACCAGGGACUGAGCAGGAAAGCUCCAGAAGCAGCGGAGCGCCAGGGGCUGGGGCUGCUACAAAACCACAGUCUUUAUCAUCACUUGCUGCUACAUUUGGGGGCAAAUUAGGACCCCAGAUCAACGUUAGCAAAAAGGGGACAAUAUAUAUGGGUAAAAGGAGGGGUCGUAAGCCAAAAACAUCAGCUAAUCCCUCCCCAGGUGCCCCCACGCCCCCUCCUGAACCUUUCUUAUCACCAAACACUUCAUCCCCACACCAUCAUCACCAGUCACAGACCUUGCAAAACCAGCAACACCAGUUGCCUCCGUCUGAGGUGUUCCCUUCCCCAUCACUCUCGCAGUCAAGUGGGGGCCAGAGUCCCAUUAGUGAUGCUAGUUUUGUUGAGCCUGGCUCAGUGCAUUUUUCAUCUCACCCACACUGCAGCCAUUCCCAUCAGGGCCACCACUCAUUCUCCUUUCCCCCACCUACUUUUUCAGCCCCCUCUGCUCGCACUGUAGCAAGCUCCUCAUCAUCCACAGCAAACCCAUCUCAAAAGAAAUCUUCUUGCCGGGGUUACCACCACCACUACCGGCAGCACUACCAUUAUCGAAAGUUUUCUCCUCCAAGGCCACUAUUGCCCACGUCUCCUGCUCCUCUUAGUGAGCUGAAGGAGGCCACACCUUCCCCAGUCAGUGAAUCACACAGUGAAGAGACAGUACCCAGUGACAGUGGCAUUGGGACAGACAACAACAGCACCUCAGACCGUGGGGAAAAGGCUGGUAGUGCAAGUGGCUUAGCUGGUCUAGGGGUCUCACAGGGUAUGGCAAGUGGACUCUUAAUGCCUGGUGUCAUAGGUCCAGCCAUGGGAGCUGGAAUGGGGCUUUCUUCGAGAGGUAGAAGGAGGCACUCAUCUUCAGUUCACUUGGAACGUCCCUCACCCACACCCUCCCCACUUGGAGCGAGGGCAUCACCUGAUACAAGAAGACCGCACCCAGCUGCCCCAUCUCCUGCUUUGGUUGGACAUAAAGAGAAGCACAAGCAUAAGUGCAAACGACGUGGACAUGGCUGCCCUAGCUAUGACAAACUAAAAAGGCAAAAGCGCAAACGCAAGAAGAAGUACCUGCAGCUGCGGUCACGUCGGCAAGACCCAGACUUUUUGGCUGAUUUGGAUGAGAUCUGUGUGCAGCUCAGUGAAAUACGAAUUGGUCAUCGCACACCUACACUUCGUUUAGGUAGCAGUUUGGGUCUGGGUGCUGGGGCAGCAGGCCCGGGCCGUGGGUCUACCUUGGGAAGUGCCAGAGCCAGCAGCAGCCUUGGAGGUGGAACCAAUCCACCACCACAUCACUAUCUACAUAGAGACCUCUUGCCCACAAUCUUCAGGAUCAAUUUUAGUGGAUAUUAUUCACCCCACCCAGCCUACCCAUGUGAUUCACUUCAUUAUGUCCGUAAGCCAGAUCUUAAAAAGAAAAGAGGGCGACCACCUAAGCUCAGAGAAUCUAUAUCAGAAGUACCUUUUGUACCUGGGCUAGGUUUUCCCCUCUCCAGCGGAGGUUUCUAUCACCCUUCUUAUGGUGUACCAUACUCUUCUGCCCCAUUGGGACUUGGCUACUAUCGUGGUUAUACCCCAGCAAGUGCCCUGUACCCCCACCCCCAUCACCAGGCUUCCCACUCUGGCCCAUCCCACCACGUUCAUUCCCCUUCUUUUCCUCCACCUCCGCCCCCUUCUUAUGUCCAUCAUCAUCACCCCUCUCACUUGCUUCUUAACCCCUCAAAAUUUCACAAGAAGAAACAUAAGCUGCUUAGGCAGGAGUAUCUAGGUGGUGGUCGUUCAUCAGUACUCUAUCCUGCAAUGUCGUCCGAGCUGUCAUUUGGCUGGCACCACAAACACAAGCAUAGGCACAAGCACCGUGAUCGCUGUGGGGAAGAGGAGGGUGAUGAUGUUGGUGGAGUUGUAGGUAGCAUUGGAGGCAGAAUUGGAGGAGGUGAGGGGUUGGGGGUCGGAAGAGGUGAGCGAGGGAGUGUAGAGUCCCUGCAGCGUUGCAGGUUCAGCCGAGAUGGCUCUGCUGACUCCAGUGCUAACAAACAGACAGCUUCUGCCAACUCCCCUUCCUCUUCCUCCUCAUCUUCUGCAGAACGGUACAAGCGAAAAGAAGCUUCUAUGUCUUGUCUUGGGCCUUCGCGACUGUCUUUGGGCAGCGUGAGCCGGGGGCAUCAUCCUGUUGACUCCUGGUUCAGGAUGGGAAGUUCUGAAACAGAUUACUCCAAACUCUCUAGAAACCAGUCCCUUUCUGGGUCUGGUGCAUUCUCUGAAGGACAUGUGCAAAAUACAGUCGAGUGCUCAGAGAGUGAUGAAGAAGAUGCUGCCUCCCCUAUUGAGGAGGCAGAGACCAGCCACCACACCAACUUGUUCACAUCUGCACUAUCUCGAACCUCCCUCAAAGGGAGUCGCAGCAAAAAAGGUGGAACAUCAGAGAGCCCUAGUCUUUCACGGUUGGAUCGGACGGUGAGAAGGGAUCGUUCCACAUCUGCAGAAAGAAGAGAGAUGGGAAAUGUGUCUGGCACACAGAACCGAGUUGGCCAAUCCAUUGUUCCUGAGGUUUCUGAGGGUCCCCAUCAUCGGCACCACCAUCACCACCACCCUCCCCUAUCCCUCUCACACUCUGCCUCUUGCCUUUCUCACUGCACUCUCGACCAGCCUGGAAGCGUCACAGCUCUCCGGCCCUCUAGCCGCCAGGCUAGUCCCUCCACGUGCUCCUCCCAGCCUGCAUGCUGUCGUGACUCCCCCCCUUCGCAUCACUCCCAUCGGCCCCCUCCCAAAAACAACCUGCACCAUGUCAACAAGAUCCUUCGUGCGAAGAAGCUCCAGAGGCAAGCACGCACAGGAAACAACAUGGUGAAAAAACGAGGUCCAGGCCGUCCCCGCAAGCACCCGCUGCCCUCGCCUCCCCCGUCGCCCCCACCACAGACAUCUGAACAAGAGAACCACCCUUUACCUGAAAGGCACAGAGGAAGUGUGCUUUGGGAGGGAGACACCGUGGUUGACGUCAUUGAGUCUGUAAUACAGAGUCAGCGCAGAAAGGGACGCAAGAGAAAACGCUGGGAAAGGGAGACAGAAGGAGGCGACGAGGAAGAAGAGGAACCGGCAGAGGAAAGAGAGGGGGAGGAAGAAGAAGAAGAACGACCAGCUGCUAGAGAGGAAGAUGUGAUGGCAAGAGCUAGAACAGAAGGAGGGAGGGGAUGGUUGACGCAGGAGGAAAUGCAUUGUUUUCGCAGCGCUCUGGAGGGAAAACCUGAUGGCCAAUCCUCCCCAGAGCGCACAGGCCCUACUUCCGUGGAACAAGCCCCAAACCCAUCAGUGACCAGUCAGCGGGAGAAGAGAGUUGCUAGACCACCCAAAAAGAAGUUUCAAAAGGCUGGGCUUUACUCUGAUGUGUACAAGACUGACGAUCCUCGCAGUCAGCUGCUACAACUAAAGAAGGAGAAGUUAGAAUACACUCCAGGUGAACAUGAGUAUGGCCUUUUUCCUGCCCCCAUUCAUGUUGGGAAAUACUUGAGACAGAAACGCAUUGAUUUCCAGCUGCCUUAUGACAUCCUGUGGCUUUGGAAACAUGAUCAGCUCUACAAGAGACCUGAUGUACCUCUCUACAAGAAGAUCAGAUCCAAUGUCUAUGUGGAUGUGAAGCCUCUUUCUGGCUACGAAGCCACUACCUGUAACUGCAGGCUGCCUGAAGAGCACAGUGAGAAGGGCUGUCAGGAUGACUGUCUAAACAGGAUGAUCUUUGCUGAGUGUUCUCCAAGUACAUGUCCUUGUGAUGAUCAAUGUGAUAACCAGCGUAUCCAGAGGCAUGAGUGGGUGCAGUGCCUCGAGCGCUUCCGGGCUGAAGGGAAGGGCUGGGGGAUUCGAACCAAGCAGCCCCUACAUUCCGGCCAAUUCAUCAUCGAGUACUUGGGAGAAGUGGUCAGCGAACAGGAAUUCAGGAGUCGCAUGAUGGAGCAGUACUUCUCCCACAGUGGCCACUACUGUCUGAACCUGGACAGCGGCAUGGUCAUCGACAGCUACCGCAUGGGCAACGAGGCUCGCUUUGUCAACCACAGCUGUGAGCCCAACUGUGAGAUGCAGAAAUGGUCGGUGAAUGGAGUGUACCGUAUUGGUCUGUUUGCUUUGAAAGACGUCGACAGCGGAACAGAGCUGACAUAUGACUACAACUUCCACUCCUUCAACACAGAAGAACAGCAAGCCUGCAAGUGUGGCUCAGAGGGUUGCCGUGGCAUCAUUGGCGGCAAGAGCCAACGAAUCAAUGGGCUGCCUGGGAAAGGGGGCGGAUCAGGGGGCGGAGCCCGGAGGCUGGGGAGACUGAAAGAGAAACGCAAGUCCAAACACUCACUGAAGAAACGGGAGGAAGAGUCCAGUGACAGCAGCAAGUUUUACCAGCACCUUUUAAUGAAGCCUAUGUCAAACAGAGAGAGGAACUUUGUGCUGAAACAUCGAGUGUUCCUGCUGCGGAAUUGGGAGAAGAUGCGGGAGAAACAGGAACUUCUUAAGCGAGAGGGAGAGCGAGAGAGGGAGAACAGUGGUUUGUCUCUUUACACACGCUGGGGAGGAGUCAUCCGCGAUGAUGGCAACAUCAAGUCAGAUGUAUUUCUGACUCAGUUCUCAGCGCUGCAGACGUCACGCUCUGUGCGCACACGCAGACUUGCGGCAGCCGAGGAGAACACGGAAGUUACACGCACUGCACGCCUGGCACACAUCUUCAAGGAGAUAUGUGACAUGAUCACAAGCUACAAGGAUUCAUCUGGUCAGACUCUUGCUGCUCCGCUGCUUAACCUACCUUCUAGGAAGAGGAACGUACAGUACUAUGAGAAGGUCACCGAUCCGCUAGAUCUCAGUACCAUAGAGAAGCAGAUCCUCACUGGGCACUACAAAACCGUCGAGGCAUUUGAUUCGGACAUGCUGAAAGUGUUUCGUAAUGCUGAGAAAUAUUAUGGCCGUAAGUCUGCUGUGGGUCGUGACGUGUGCCGGCUGAGGAAGGCGUACUACGGUGCGCGUCAUGAGGCUGCUGUUCAGAUUGAUGAGAUUGUGGGCGAGACUGCCAGUGAGGCCGACAGCUCUGAUUCGCUAGAGAGAGACCACGCCCACCAUCACCAUGAUGGAGGGGGCAGCCAUGACAAAGACGAUGAUGUGAUCCGCUGCAUCUGUGGCAUGUACAAGGAUGAAGGACUCAUGAUCCAGUGUGAGAAGUGCAUGGUAUGUGCUCAUACUUAAGAUUAGGGAUUUGAAUCCCUAAUCUCCCUGUUGAGGAGAGCUCUGUGGCAUUACUUUUCAAAGUGACCAAACUAAAGAUUUUCACCUGGUAGACUGUAAAAUUGGCCAGGAGUGAUCAGAUUUCAUAUCUAGGUACCUGAAUAUUAAAGAGGCUUGGGAAUACAGUCUUUUGACUUGUCAUAAAAAGCAACCAUCUAGAAACACCAUACCAGCUACAUUGCAACAUCCUGGGGGUGGGCAAUAUGUCCAA
This is a messenger RNA of Sinocyclocheilus rhinocerous, 8286 nucleotides long. RefSeq names its product histone-lysine N-methyltransferase ASH1L-like. The record is from RefSeq and is a predicted model, not a curated record. Bases 378 to 8036 code for a protein of 2552 amino acids. Gene Ontology annotation, molecular function: histone H3K4 methyltransferase activity; protein binding; DNA binding. Gene Ontology annotation, biological process: regulation of DNA-templated transcription. NCBI's taxonomy places the organism in Eukaryota, Metazoa, Chordata, Actinopteri, Cypriniformes, Cyprinidae. Gene Ontology annotation, cellular component: nucleoplasm; nucleus. The transcript is spliced from 18 exons.